Linum tenue is the source of this 186-nucleotide messenger RNA. NCBI's taxonomy places the organism in Eukaryota, Viridiplantae, Streptophyta, Magnoliopsida, Malpighiales, Linaceae. The record is from the annotation of a GenBank genome assembly.
AUGUAUGGGAGCAUUUGUAGAGAACCUCGGAGUUUGCACGAUUACUCGAGCAGAGAUCAUGGCGGCCAUCCGGGGUGUGCAGGUGGCGUGGGAGAAAGGCUACAAGAAAGUUCACCUCCAAUUGGACUCCACUACUGCUAUCAAUGUCCUUACCUCCACAGAACGGACGGAACACAGGUACCAUAA